Colius striatus (speckled mousebird) is the source of this 3057-nucleotide messenger RNA. It is a transcript of the gene LMBR1L, whose product is annotated as limb development membrane protein 1 like. Gene Ontology annotation, molecular function: transmembrane signaling receptor activity. Gene Ontology annotation, biological process: receptor-mediated endocytosis; signal transduction. The coding region runs from base 1055 to 2422 and encodes 455 amino acids. The record is from RefSeq and is a predicted model, not a curated record. Lineage: Eukaryota; Metazoa; Chordata; Aves; Coliiformes; Coliidae. The transcript has 17 exons.
UGGCCAUGCCGGCCGCACCAUGGCCCCUGUGGAGCAGGACGCGCUGGCCCUGCAGGAGCAGCUCUUCCACGCGAGGGUCCGCGAGUGCAUCCUCCCAGCUGAGCACAGGCAUCACUUGGCCCAACUUUGCUGAGUGCAGGAGGUGUUGAGGGGCCCUCAGCCAGGCAGAGCUCUGCACUACAGAGUACGACUGACAGGAAUGGACCUGCAGCCCGAGACACCUCCCUGGGCAGAAGCAGGAAUGGAAGGACCUCUGUGCACUGUCUCUACCACGGUUCCAGAGCUUGACUGGCUCUGGGGGCUCCCUGGGCGGCCAAGGCCCCUGGGCCAGGCAGGAGGGAGCUUCUGUGGUUUCUCUGCUCAACCUGUGCCGAGGUGGCAGCUUUGGGCGACCUUUCCCCAUCCUGCUACGUGCCCAGUGGGAUGAAAGGUCACUGUGUUCCUCAAACGUCGCGUGCUCUGUCUGGACCUUGGCGUGCCGGUGGGGGCAGGAGGGAUGCGGCAGUGGCCUUGGCACCCGGCUCAAGGCUGUUCCUGCGUCUCUGCCGGAUGCUGAUGCCAGUGGGGCACAGGCUGCGGGCUCGGAUGGUGUGGGGGUGUCCCACAUGAUCGGACCUUCAGCCCUGCCAGCGCAGGCUGAGCCACAGCUGCUGAGUGGGCUCUAUCUGUGGCCUCAGGCCCUCUUUGCCAGGGUGCUGUGGCAGACUGCGGGCACCUUUGGGUGAACCCUGGGUGCAGCCCCUGUGCACAGGCAGAGCGAAGCACACACAUGGGGUGUAACCAGAGCCAGGAUUGGAAAAACAAAUAGGGUGGAGGUGAUGGGCCCCAGAGCCAGCGGUGUUGCCCAGGGUGGAAGCGCUGGAGUCUGCCUGCACUGCCCACACUCCUCUGCCUGCAGAUCUGUGCCCUGCUCUUUGCCAGCCUCUACAUUCUCUGCCACUUCAUCAUAACCCACUUCAAGAAGCACACGGACUUCGUGGCAGGCAGGGCAGCUCCUCCCUGGGAUUGUUUCUGCAGCAUUUGGAGCAGGGGAAGGUUUGGGAGCAGGCAGAAGAUGAUGCUUCAGGCAGCCCUGCAUCCCUCAGCUCUUUGUUUGUGUUCUUCCCCCUCUGCAGCACAUGAUGACGAGGAUGCUGCUGUCAACAGGAUUGCGCUGGGGCUCUGCACCUUCACCCUGGCCGUGGCGCUGGGUGCCGUCCUGCUGCUGCCCUUCUCCAUCAUCAGCAACGAGGUGCUGCUCUCCUUCCCCCAGAACUACUACAUCCAGUGGCUGAAUGGGUCCCUCAUCCACGGCCUCUGGAACUUGAUCUUUCUGUUCUCCAAUCUGUCCCUCGUCUUCCUCAUGCCCUUCGCCUACUUCUUCACAGAGUCAGAGGGCUUUGCAGGAUCCAAGAAGGGCAUCAUGGCCAGGGUGUACGAGACAUCGGUGGUGCUGCUGCUGCUGACGCUGCUGGUGCUGGGCAUGGUCUGGGUGGCCUCUGCCAUCGUCAGCAACAACGCUGCCAGCCGCCAGUCGCUCUAUGACCUCUGGGAAUACUACCUGCCCUACCUCUACUCCUGCAUCUCGCUGUUCGGUGUGUUGCUCCUGCUGCUGUUCACUCCCUUCGGCCUCUCCACCAUGUUCACUGUCACGGGGAAGCUGCUGGUGAAACCCCGGCUCCUGGAAGACCUGGACGAGCAGUUGAGCUGCACAAGGCUCGAGGAAGCAGCUGUGUCCCGCAGGAUUGCUGACAAAGCUUCCUGCUGGCUGCACUUGAGCGUGGAGCCGCUGCGGGAGCAGUUCUUCACCAUCCGGAGCAAGAGGCGGAAGCUGGAGCUGCGGCACCGAGCGUCAGCCUGGCAGAGGAACCUGGGCUACCCGCUGGCCAUGCUGGGCCUCCUGGCACUGACGGGCAUCUCCCUCCUCAUUGUCUGCUUCCACGUCCUGGAACUGCUGCUGGAUGAUGCCGCGAUGCCACGGGGCAUCCAGGAUGCAUCCCUGGGACAAGUCUCCUUCUCCUUCUUUGGUUCCUUUGGAGCUGCUCUGCAGGUCAUCCUCAUCUUCUACCUGAUGGUCUCCUCCGUCGUGGGCUUCUACAGCUCCCCACUCUUUACUCAGCUGCUCCCUGAGCGGCAGGACACCCCCCUCACCAAGAUCAUUGGGAACUGCGUCUCCUUGCUGGUGCUCAGCUCAGCCCUGCCCGUCUUCUCUAGGACACUGGGGAUCACCCGUUUUGACCUCCUGGGAGACUUUGGCCGCUUCAACUGGCUGGGGAACUUCUACAUCAUCUUCCUCUACAACAUGGGCUUCGCAGUGCUCACCACCCUCUGCCUGGUGAAGAGGGUCUCCUGGGCUGUCCAGGCCGAGCUCAUCCGCGCCUUUGGUCUGCACAAGCUGCCGCUGCCUGUGACACGCUCCCGAGCUCUUGGCAAGCCCAGCUAGGACUGAGGGACGGGGACAUGUGUGUCCCCCCACCACGGUGGCCCCUGGGAUGACCACCAGCCACAGAGCCAGCCCUGAAGGUGCUUCAAGGACAUUGGAACCUCCCAGGGAGACCCCACGGUGGGUGGGGAUGGGCUGCCUGUCAAUCCCCCAGCUCUAUCUCAGCCUGUUGCGUUACUGAGCCUUGGCCUUGAGCCUCAUCCUCAUCACAGCCCCCUCAGGAACAUGGGGUGCCCAGGGGCUGCGCUGGCUGCAGCCCCCCUGCCCCAGUUACAUACCUCAUGCAAGAGCAGAUGCCCCCUGGUGCUGCCCCAGCAGCUCCCUGGGGUGGAGUUGGGUUUUAAGUUUCCCCCUACCCCAAGGACUGUCCUGACACAACCGUGGGGGCCCCGUGUCCCCCUGCCAGUCACUCCACACCCCCUCCUCGUGUCACUCCCGGGGCUGCCGGGGGGAGAGUCGUCCCCUGCACCAAGGCCUUCCAGUUCCUCAAGGGAAGAGCAGGGAUGGAGGGUCCCAGGGCAUUGGGCAUGUACCCCCUCAGCCCCACCAGCCCAGGGUGACAGAUCUGUCUGCUCUCUGUUACCACAGACCUUGUUUGGAGCAAUAAAGUUUAUUUUAUAUAUAUAUAUGUAAAA